Messenger RNA from Pristis pectinata (smalltooth sawfish), 4757 nucleotides. It is a transcript of the gene ldlra, whose product is annotated as low density lipoprotein receptor a. The record is from RefSeq and is a predicted model, not a curated record. The transcript is spliced from 18 exons. Gene Ontology annotation, molecular function: calcium ion binding; protein binding. The coding region runs from base 39 to 2696 and encodes 885 amino acids. NCBI's taxonomy places the organism in Eukaryota, Metazoa, Chordata, Chondrichthyes, Rhinopristiformes, Pristidae.
CCCCACCGGCCGCUGGCGCCCGGCUUUCAAAUACCCGGAUGGGCGGGAGCCGGCUCCCAUUCCGAGCACCCGCCGCCGACAUGGGUAGAUCGCUCGCUCCGUCGCUGCUUCUCCUCCUCCCUCUCGCCGUUUCCCUCCUGUUACCGGCUCCGGCAGCUGCUGGAUUUUGUGAUAGGAACCACUUCAGGUGUGGUGAUGGGAAAUGUAUUCGGGCACAGUGGCUAUGUGAUGGACAGUCUGAAUGUGAAGAUGGUUCUGAUGAAUCAUUUGAGACGUGCAAGAAUAAAACCUGUGGCGCUCUUGAAUUCAGCUGUGGUGGACGUGUUAACAAGUGUAUCCCAGCAUCCUGGCGCUGUGACUCUGAAGCCGAUUGUGAGAACAAGUCUGAUGAGGAGAAUUGCCCUGCCCGCAUUUGCAAAGAUAACGAGUUCCAGUGCCAUAAUGGAAACUGCAUCUCCAUGAAGUUUACCUGUGACGAAGAGGAUGACUGUGCUGAUGGUAGUGAUGAGUUGGGAUGUCCAGAACGGACCUGUGGACCUAAAAUGUUCCAGUGUGGUAACCACGUGUGCAUCCCAGAAUUCUGGGCUUGUGAUGAUGAUCCCGAUUGCCCUGAUGGGUCAGAUGAAUGGCCACAAAACUGCGGAAAAGCACCUGCAUUUGAACAGCCCAGUCCUUGCACUAGCCUAGAAUUCCACUGUGCUAAAAGUGGCGAGUGCAUCCACGUGAAAUGGCGCUGUGAUGGCAGCACCGACUGCAGGGAUAAGUCGGAUGAGGAAGGCUGUGCUCUGACAACUUGCCAGCCUGAUGAAUUUCAGUGUGAUGAUGGGACGUGCAUUCACGGAAGCCUACAGUGUAAUAAGGAAUUUGACUGUCACGACCAUAGUGAUGAAGCUGGCUGUGUAAAUGUGACUAGGUGUGAUGGUCCCCACAAGUUCAGAUGUAGGAGUGGAGAGUGUAUCCUACUGGAUAAAGUUUGUGACACACAGCGUGACUGCAGAGACUGGUCAGAUGAGCCCCUGAAGGAGUGUGGUGAGAAUGAAUGCCUAAAAGAAAAUGGAGGAUGUUCACACAUCUGUAAAGAUCUGAAGAUUGGCUACCAGUGCCUCUGUCGACCUGGAUUCAGACUAUUUGAAAAUACCAAAUGUGAAGAUAUUGAUGAGUGUGAGAACCCAGAUACAUGCAGUCAGAUUUGCAUCAACCUGGAUGGUGGAUUCAAGUGUGAGUGUAAUGAAGGCUAUCACAUGGAUCCAGUGACCAGGCAGUGCAAGGCUAUUGGGACCGUUGCAUACUUGUUCUUCACCAGCCGGCAUGAGGUCAGAAAACUGACUCUUGAUCGGAGUGAGUACACGCAGCUGAUCCCCAGUCUGAAACAUGUUGUGGCACUAGACAUGGAGGUGGCCACAAACAAGAUCUAUUGGGCUGACCUGGAUCAGAAAAAAAUCUUUAGUUCUCUAAUGGACAAAGCUGAGAACUCUUCCCAUCAUUCUACAGUGAUUGAGACAGAGAUUGAGGCACCAGAUGGUCUGGCUGUAGACUGGAUUCACCAGAACAUCUACUGGACAGACUAUGUUGCCAGCACUGUCUCAGUAGCUAACACAGCUGGAACAAAGAGAAAAGUCCUCUUCAAAGAAAAAGUAUCAAAGCCCAGGGCCAUUGUGGUGGAUCCAGUUCAUGGCUUUCUAUAUUGGAGUGACUGGGGAAACCCUGCCAAGAUUGAGAAAGGUGGUUUGAAUGGCGUGGAUCGUAUGUCACUAGUCAGUGAGGGGAUUGAAUGGCCAAAUGGAAUCACCCUGGAUUUGGUGAAUCAGCGACUCUACUGGGUAGACUCCAAGUUGCACACUUUGUCCAGUAUUGGUGUUGCUGGAGACAGCAGGAAAACCUUGAUCAUCUCAGAAGACAAGCUGGCUCAUCCCUUCUCUUUGGCUCUGUUUGAGGAUAAGGUCUUCUGGACUGAUGUGGAUCACGAGGCAAUUUUCAGUGCCAACAGGCUCACUGGGGGUGAUAUUCUAACAGUCAUUGAGAACCUAGAUGUUCCCCAAGACAUUGUCCUCUAUCACCAUCUUCGGCAGCCUAGAGGUACUAACUGGUGUGAGCAGAAUGGGCAAGUAAAUGGUGGAUGUGAACAUCUAUGCCUUCCAGCACCACAGAUCACAGCUCAUUCUCCAAAGUACACCUGUGUUUGUCCUGAUGGCAUGCAACUUGGGCCAGACAUGAGGCGCUGUAUUAAAGCUGUCACCACACCAACUGCCAAGUUGAGCACAGCCAAAACAUCGAGUCGCAAUAAUAAGACCAUCCUGACAGCCAGCCCCACCACAGUCAAGAAAGUGACCACGCACAGCCCUGCUAACACUGUGGCUCGUGCUGAUCCCUCCACACUUCCAACUCUGCAUGAAAUGCUCACCAUUUCACAUAAAGCAGAGCGCAUUGGGGUUUCGGCUGAGGCAGCUGCUGCUGCAGACCACAAAGGAAUUAAUGCGUUGUGGAUUGUUCUACCAUUGGCAAUCCUGGCACUCCUUGGUACUGCUGUGUAUUUCAUAUGGAAAAACUGGAGACUGAAGAACACCAACAGCAUCAACUUUGAUAACCCUGUUUACCAGAAGACCACUGAAGACGAUGAGGUCCACAUCAGUCGAAACCAGGUCGGCUACACAUAUCCUACGAGAGCAGUUGUAAGCUUGGAAGAUUAUGGUGCUUGAUACAAAGAGCCUACUGCAAAGUGCCUCACUGGAGCAAUGCUGUCUAUGGACCUGGAAUGUAAAAUGUACUGUUCAGCCCACCUUGCACAGCACUCCUUUAGUUUCUGUACUGCUCCACCCCCCAAGCUCAACAAUCACUCCAUAGGUUUUUUAAUUUGCAAUCAAUGUGCCAUUUACUGUGGAUAUUUUUAACUGUGGUUUUUCUAAAAAUCCCAGUGUCAGAUAUUACUUAACCUCUGAACACAAACUUCCUUUUGGGACUUAUUGAGACACUUGCUGAAGGCAACACCUAUCUGACACAAUCAGAAAUGAACACUGAUUGUGGGUUAAUCUACUGAAUGUACAGAAAGGAUUUAAAUAUGAAGUAUGUUACAGACUAGAUUAUAUAUAACACUUAGUGCAAGAUUUGUCUUGUACAUUUGUAAAUAGCAUUUGUGUACAGCAAGGUCUAGCGGGAGCGAGCUGGACUUCUACUUUCCCAGGCUUGUUGCUUCACUCCCACAUUAAGCUGGGGCUGGCCAAUGGGUAGGGAGGGCACUUGCUGCUUCCAAAGGCAGCAUAUUGAAAAUAAAGGCAGAGGGUUUUUAUUUGGAUCCAGUGCAAAUUUAUGUACAGCCUUGAACAUUCAUGUACAGCCUUGAACAUUCAUGUAAUACUCUACUUGAGUUUACUUUUUACAAUUCACUCCCAGGGUUGUGUGCAACUCUACGCUGACCAGAAUGCAUUGUGAUUUCCUAAAGCACUGCAUGUCAGGCAUUGCUCUCGUCCUUGUUCAUCAGUAGCAAAGGGACACUGCUAGUUCCCCUUGCAACUGAAGCUGUCCCUCUUUUCAGAGUUGGUGCCAGCCCACAAGUAUGAACCCAGCUCGCUCUUUAAUUUGUAAAUAACUGUAAAUUGUACAGAUAUUUUGCAGAAGGAAAUGUUUAAUAAUUUGCAGUGUUGAUGUAUGUUAAUCUAUUUAUUUAUUUCUGUCCUCUGGAGCCAUUAUUGUAAAGCCUCAGACUCUGUGCAGCUCCAGUAGUACAAUAUGGAUGUGUACCAAUUGCAGAAGUGCUGGGGGAGGAUGAAUUCCAUAAUGCACUGUGCUGGGUUAAAAUCAGUGCAAAGCCCAACUUUGUCCUAUUUUUCCUGUUUUUUAAAUGUAAAUGUUUACAAUAGCUGCUUUCUGACAGCACAUUUUGCUAAAUGGGUUUGUCUUUCUACUUGUUAAAUUUACACUUACAGAACAUAUAUUUAUUUACAAAAUAAAAAUGUUUUUUAAAAAAAAUAGAUUCUAAAGCAGAACCCAUUCCACUGAACCACCACUGGAUGUCUUCACACUGCCAGCCAGCACCACCUAUCCUGUUGGCUAACACAGUGGGAGGCCAGUUGUCAACUUGGCAAAAUCUGGCAUGUGCAUGUUCCCAUUGGAAUAGGAUCCUACACAAUGCUGGUGCUGUAACUGGCUAAGUUGUGACCACCUCCCAUGCACCAUUCAGUGUGGUGCUUCUGCUAUGAAUGUGAUUCACUAUCUUGCCCCUUUACCAAACUUGAAGGACCUGGUGGAGUGGGUACUUGUAACAACAUCCCAGAGUGACCAUCUGUCAAUUAGGUACCAUUAUGCACAUGGAUAUGGGCAAGUGCCUUGCCCUGGCUAUGAGUGCCCUGGGUGUGCUUAACUUCAAGGUGUUAAAUCAUUCAAUAACAGGAUGUAUUGGUUAAUCUUUAAAAAAAAAUAUAUAUAUUAUUUUAUCUAUGUUCUGUUUAAUGCCUUGCUACCUCUGCUGCCAUAACACUGGUGUUUCAGUAAAUGUGAACUUGUUUUGAGACUUUCCUACUUGCAGUUUUUAAAUGAGUUCAUGGGUGUUUAAAUCCGGAGCUGCUAUUGAGUCAAUCUUGCUGCAAUCUGUUCAAUCUAAAUGUUGUCUGUCUCCCCAUAACAUUUGGUGUGACUGAAGCUAACUUUAUGUAAUGCACCCUCAUGAAUGUUAGGCUCUGACCUUGUCUAAAUCACAUUGAUGUGUAUUUCCUUUCUUGCAUUGUUUUUCCCAACAAUCAGCUAAAUAAAAUUUAUUUCAAAGC